Homarus americanus (American lobster) is the source of this 4589-nucleotide messenger RNA. RefSeq lists its product as uncharacterized. The coding region runs from base 156 to 2717 and encodes 853 amino acids. The transcript has 16 exons. Gene Ontology annotation, cellular component: membrane. The record is from RefSeq and is a predicted model, not a curated record. Gene Ontology annotation, biological process: regulation of synaptic transmission, glutamatergic; G protein-coupled glutamate receptor signaling pathway. NCBI's taxonomy places the organism in Eukaryota, Metazoa, Arthropoda, Malacostraca, Decapoda, Nephropidae. Gene Ontology annotation, molecular function: adenylate cyclase inhibiting G protein-coupled glutamate receptor activity.
UCAGUUUACCAGACGACGCCGCGGGUAGUGUUCCUGUCGCCUUAUACAUUUAUAUACAUCGUGUGAACCAACUACAAGCAACUGGAUUUACUGCCUGAUCAAUAAGAAAGGGUAGAUAGAAGGCGAAUGAACGCACGAAGAUACAGGCAUUGACGAUGAGACAACUGCUGGUGCUGGUGAGCCUCAUAGGGGUGUCGUCAUCGCUGGACCCUCCCUCGCUCACACUACCUGGAGAUGUUGUCAUUGGUGUGGUGGCUGACUUGCAUGGUCGCGGAGGGUCACCAGGGGGCUGUGGGGGGCUGAACACAAGGGCCGUGGAGCAGGUGGGGGCGGCAGAGUGGGCCCUGGACACCAUCAACAACCAGUCCCAACAUGAUUACACUAUAGGUGUUCGAGUAUAUGAUGCUUGUGGGGACACGGACAUGGCUCUGCGGCAGACAAUAAGACUUCUCCAGGACACCCAACCACCAGAACCACCUCUACUUGGUGUGGUCGCUCUAGGGUCAGCAAGAGUAGUAUCAGGUACAGCUACACCUUUACAUGCUUUCAACACUCCCAUCCUCAUCACUGAUGCUCGAGCGGCCCACACCAUUAUACCUGCCGAUAAUGUCUUCACCACGGCACCUCACCUCACUGAUCAGUUACAGGCAGUGCUCUCUGCUGCAGUCCGAUUAGGUGGUGGCCUUAUAGGGGUGAAUGUGGUGUCCAGCUGUAACCACGCCUCCCUGGUCCUGCAGGAACGAGCAUCAAGAGCUGGUCUCAGGAUCCUUCACCUGCUGCAGAUUGAGAAUGAAGACAAUCUAACCAAAGAGAUAACACAUUUUAUCAACAGUGAAGUGGGCUACGGUGGAGUGGUAAUACUGAUGUUGAGUGCUACAGAGUUAAACCACUUCAGUGCUGAGGUAGAUAAUCAAGUGUUAAGGAAGUCCAUGGUACGCUGGGUCCUGUCACCUCUGGGUGGAGAACCCCUGGCUGGUGAAUUAUCAGAAGAUGAAUUGAGGAAAAAACUGCCUGGGUCACUGUUGGUGGAGGCUCACUCACCCGCCAUCCCAGGGUUCAGUCAGUAUUAUGCUGCUGCCAUCCACAGUAAUACAUCUGUUGUAGCUCCACUGGCCAAGCAGUACCUGGACACCAUCUCCCACUGUGACCCUGAGCCUGUACCACUGUCAUCACCCUCAUCCUCCCUGUGCUCUGUCCUGGGUAUCAAGGAGUUGGCAAAUUUGGUCAGUGGCUCCCCAACCACUGCUACUGUAAAAGCUGUGUCUUCCCUUGCAGCUGCUUUCCGUUUAGUGCAAAUUGAAAGAUGUUCUACUGGGGUCCACUGCCUGCAAGCUCUUCAGGAUGACCUUCACCAAGAUGUUUUGAAGGCACUGCUGAAGUUGUCUUUCACUGUGGGUGGUGGAGCUGACAGGAUCCGCUACACUGCUGAUGGUCGUCUGGUCAACUCCUUCACCAUCAAGCACACCACUCCUACAGGGCUCCGUCAGGUUGGUGUGUACCGUGAGGACACCGGGGUUGUGUGGUCCCCCGGGGAGAUGAUCGAAUCACAGAAGCAAGAGCGUGGGCGAGAGGGGAGAACUCUGGGCUUGGUGUCAGUAGAAGAGAAAGAGAGAGACAGUGUUGUUCGGUCUGUCUUAUUAACACAUAAGGACUAUGUGGGACGGACAUGGGCAUUCUCUGUGCUGGUGUUGGCGUGCCUGGGUGUGGUGGUGUCAAUGUACGUGGCUGUGUAUGUGGCGCUACGCGUGUGUGAUGGAACUCUCACCGGGCCACAGGUACUUGGUGCGGUGCUGCUGUUGGGUGUGAUGGGGAUUUAUGCGUCGUGUGUGGUGUAUGUUCUGCCGCCCAACCCCAUCACAUGUGCCAUACGGGAGUGGGCACCACCCAUGUGCCUGGCACUCUGCUAUGGUAUCCUCCUCGUAAAGUCCAUGCACCUGCGAGCCCUGGUGUCAGUGGGAGUAGGGGGGGAAGUGUCUCAAGUGAACCUCCACGUCUCCCUGUUGUUCAUGUUGAGUGUGCAGGGAGCGCUCUGCGUGUUAGGCCAUGCUGGUGGCUUGACUAUCGGGGAGGAGCCGCUCGUGAAAAUUGGCUCGGAUGGUAACAGACAGUGUGGGCAGAAACGUAUCGCCACCCUUGCUACCCGGGUCUACCUUAUCCUGCUCUUGUUUCUGAGUCUCAUCUUAGCCACUGUGAACCGCAAGAUACAGAGAAAUCAUAAUGAGGGAAGAUGGCUACUGUUGACCUCGUGUGUGUCAGCUCCUGUGGUGGGUGUAUGGUCGGUGAUGAGCUACCUGGCACCUCCUACACUGGAAGCUCCUACAACCAGCGUGGCACUGUUGGUCCUCGCCUCAGUGGUGCUCGGACUCAUCUUCAUCCCUAAAAUGAGGAUAAUCGCACAACAAGCUAAAGACUUCAGGCACAAACGACUGGCAGCUGCAGCUUCGAUCUCCACAAUCUUUACACAGAUGGAUGAAGGUCCACUGGGUGGUGUGCCGCCCCUUCAAGACGGCCUUAAACCUCAUCCAGGUGACAGCCCUCGGAUUCACCACAAUCACCCGGACAACCUCGGAUCAGUACGAUCAUCCAUUGCUUCUCAGAACAGUUACCGGGCUGCCUUUAAUGCUGCUUAUGGUAUACCCCAACAGUCACCUUUGAACACUCCCAGACAUGUUAUGAGAAACCCCAUUUAUGAUGCUUCACAAGGAGCUUAUCCCUGAACAACUGUGCUGAACAAAAAAUACGAAUAUUGCUCUAUUUUCUAAUAUAAAUGGAUUUAUCUUCAACUUGUUCUGUGUGAGUAAUUAUGAGGUUUUAGGGAAGUGAAAAAUGUAAGAACAGUGCAUGAGCCUUUUUUCUUUUUAUGAGUGGAAAGAAUGUUGAAGUUUGAUCUUCCCAAUGACUGGCUAGAUGGCUUGUGUUGGUAUCUGGGCAUCAUCUAGAAUUAAAAGUACAGUACAGUAUUACUACUGGACGGUGGGUCAAAGCUUUACUGGUGUAUGGACUGUAAAUAUAAUGUAUGAUUUUGAUAAUUUAUGAUUCAACCUUUAAUUAGUACAGUAUAAUCACUUCUCAUAUUUUAAUAUUAAUUGAAAAUCUUUGUUAAUGUGUACUCUUUUAUUUUAUUUUUGCGAUGAUGAAAUGAAUACUGUACAUGUAUGUGAACUAUUUGCUUGAACCAAAUGUACAGUAGUUUAUUCCGACAUUGUAUUGUUUUGAUGAUGUUGCACAAGAUAAUUACUACACACAUGUACAAAAAAAUUUCAAGUGAUUUAUGAUAUUUUUGCAGAAUUGAAUACAGUACAGUAUACAUUAAGAAACUUUUAUGCAGAAUCCCAACCAAGUACAGUUCAUGUAUAUAUUUUUUACACCACAUUGUAAUUACUUAAAAUAAGAUGUGUUAUGUAUAAGGAGGAUGCUUGUGCUAUUAAGAUGAGCAGAUUAUAAUAACAAGGAUUGAGAAUUAUUCAGCAUAACAGUCAUGACAAAUCUCUGAUUUAAACAUAAAGAAGCAAGGAACAGCAGAAUUUGAAAUACAUUUAGGGAAAAAGUCUUAAAAAUUCUUGAGUUUUGUAUUGUGACUUAAGUAAUCCUCUUUGCCCCUGGUUGGUAUACACUUGCCAGCCAGGGGUUCAGUCUCUUCUCUGUUAUGUACUGUUGGCAAGUACUAGGAUUGUACAGACUCUUGAAUGUACAGUACCUAAACAUGUACCAGUGUUGGCCAAGUCUGUUCUUAAAUGAGCUCACACUCAGUGCUGUUACAGUACUCUGGCAGGUAUCAAAAGGGUGUUCAUUGUUCAGAGCCAUUUAGUCUGUCAUGUUAAGGCUCCACAGUCAGCAACAUUCAGAACACCACCUCAAUGGUGGGAACAAAAUAUUAUAAAUAGAGCCCUGUGUACACUUGCUCCAAAAGGUAUCUUCACAUUGGGGUCUGAUGAAUUUCAAAAUGAACACCACGACUCCUGUUGUCUGAGUAGGGUUGUCAAAAUCCUUCGUCUGUUGUGUCAUAUUGUCUCACACAAAAUCGUAAGAUAAUUUUUGGAGCGACAUGUGGAAGUGUACUAAGAACAGGAAAAACUUAGAGUUGUUUGUGAAGUACCAUAUUAUAAAACCAGUGUGAUGUGUCUGUAAUGUUUCUACCACUAAUCAUUUUUUAGAAUGUGUCAAAUAAUUUUAUGGACACCUUGUAUUAUUGAAAGCUUUGAAUAAGAAAUUUGACUUAGGACUAAUAUGAUAAAAGACACACUCUGGAACUAGUAAUUGGAUGGGAGCAUAUGCAGUAACAUGUCAACUUCGUGUGUGUGUGUGUGGUAAUGUCACUACAUUACAGUGAGGUAACAGAGUGCCUGGACUGAUUGAACAAGAAUAUUAAUUAUACUUGAGUAAAAUUCUGGUUCUUCAUCUGUAGAACAAUCAAGGUUCAUUCAGAAAAAAAUUUAUGAAAUGCACAUAAAUCACAGAUGUGUGUAUGUGUGUGUGUGUGUGUGUGUGUGUAACAUUUUAAACACAUAACAAAAGAGUUUUGCACAAAAGGAGGUUGUAACUUAUGGAAGAAAUUAAAGUAGUGACAUAAAUAAAAUCUAUAUUAUCUA